Messenger RNA from Meleagris gallopavo (turkey), 897 nucleotides. The record is from RefSeq and is a predicted model, not a curated record. NCBI's taxonomy places the organism in Eukaryota, Metazoa, Chordata, Aves, Galliformes, Phasianidae.
AUGUUUCUGGUUCAGGAAGGCAAUUCUUCUCAUAAGAUUUUUUUUCCGACUGAUACUAGUAGUCCUUUGCUGCUCAGUGGAACAGCAUCAAGUGAUAUACCAUGGGCUGUUAAGCUGGAAGACAAAGCCAAGUAUGAUGCUAUUUUUGACAGCCUAAAUCCUGUUAAUGGACUACUGUCAGGAGAUAAAGUGAAACCUGUACUCCUCAACUCAAAACUGCCAGUGGAUAUCUUAGGACGAGUGUGGGAAUUGAGUGAUAUUGACCGAGAUGGAAUGUUGGAUCGCGAUGAAUUUGCAGUUGCCAUGUUCUUGGUGUACUGUGCUUUGGAGAAGGAACCAGUGCCAAUGUCCUUGCCUGCAGCUUUGGUGCCACUAUCCAAGAGAAAACCUGUUAGUGUUCCAGGAGCAAUGCCGUUAAUUCCUUCUUCAGCAUCUUCCAAAGAUUCUCAUCAGUCCCUGCCACCUGUAGGCAUUUUAGCUGCCAAAACACCAUUAACACAGUGGGUUGUAUCGCCUGCAGACAAAAUUAAGUAUGAUGAGAUCUUUGUGAAAACUGACAAGGACAUGGAUGGAUUUGUGUCAGGUGUGGAAGCCAGAGAACUAUUCUUGAAGACAGGACUGCCUUCUGCUCUGCUUGCACAUAUCUGGGCUCUGUGUGACACAAAGGACUGUGGGAAGCUUUCCAAGGAACAGUUUGCUUUGGCUUUCUACUUAAUUAAUCAGAAAUUAACAAAGGGCAUUGAUCCACCUCAAGCUCUGACUCCAGAGAUGAUUCCACCUUCAGACAGGAGUGUCACAUUGCAGAAGAAUGUUCAAGGACUGAAUUCUGUAGCAGAUUUUUCUGCAAUUAAAGAGCUUGAUACAUUGAACAAUGAAAUAGUAGACCUGCAGAGGUAG